Molecule: messenger RNA, 1527 nt
Organism: Volvox carteri f. nagariensis
Lineage: Eukaryota; Viridiplantae; Chlorophyta; Chlorophyceae; Chlamydomonadales; Volvocaceae
Exons: 7
Coding region: 241-1527 (428 amino acids)
Source: RefSeq, a predicted model, not a curated record
CAAACUAACAAGUGUUAUCGUCUUUGUAAUAAUUACCUUACUCAGGAUCAAGAGUCUCUGGCUGUGCUAUAGUUGGCUCCAGCCCGACCCUACUCUCUAACCCCAUAGGCCAAAUCUCUAAAGAUGCUUAAGAGGUAAUAUCACAAUGGAAGCCAAUGACGAUUUUGUGGGUGGAUUCGGGAUGCAGCCCACGCAGCCGUCGGACAAUAGGCGCAGGAUGCACGAGGUCCAGCUGCAGCUAUGAUGCAGCCAACGAAUGACAAGCAGAUAACGCAGUCGGUAACCAUGUUCCCGUUCCUCGGUUUAGAGGUCGCCCUAGUGGCAAUGUUCGCGGGCAUCGUUAUGAUGCCAGCUAAACGUAGAGUCGGUGACCAAGUGGUAGAGCUACAGAAGGUGCUUGCAGACUUACACGCGCAGUUGACCGCAAUAGAACAAGCCGACGACUAUCAGAAGGCCGCCUCCAUGCUGGCCUCUGACCCUCUAGCACGUUUAAACAAGAAAAAAUUUUCUACCGCGAUGGGCCACGCUUGGGAUACCUACGUCGCAUUGAAGAGUCAAAUGGCGAGUGUCAGCGCGCACAUUGCUCAACUGGAGAUGACCAUGGAGCAGCCAGCUAUGAAGGUUCUCGUCUCCGACAAGUCUGGUCGCGUCAUGGAGCGCCCAUUGAAGGACCUGGACUACGUCAACGAUGGCUGGGUCAACAAGUCGGGCAAGGAGCACAAGGCGCUCAAGCGGGAGAACCGGGAGCUGAACCAAAUCUACCAUGCCCUUCAGAAGGUCAACCGCAACCUGGAGGACGAACGCGAGGCGCGCCGCGAUGAGGCCCCACCGGAGCAGAUUGAGGAGUUGGAGAAGGCAACUAACGACGCCAUCACCGAGGACGCCUUUGCCGCGUCCUUUUGGGAGCGAGCGGGGAGGCUGGUCGCACCAAGCCAUCUCGGGCUACUGGCGGAGAGUCAAGCGUUUGCCGCGUCAUCGCGGGCGGCCUCCACGAAGAAGGUGUACACGUAUCCGUGGGAAGGUUUUAAGUCGUGGUGCCGUGCGGGCGGCUACUGCUACCUACCGGCAAGCCCGGUCGUGGUGGGGAUGUACUUAACAUCGGUGGCUAAAACGGCGUCAAGUUACGCAUCCGUUAAGCUGGCGAGUGCUGCGAUUUUCAUGCAGCAUGACUUGGCGUGUGAGGGGGCGAACCCGACGAAGCACCCCUUUUGCAAGGCUGUGGCGGGUGUGGGCAGUGCGGGUUUCCUUCCAGAACCGGUGGAGGUGGCGCGCUCCGCUGGCAACCCCUCGAGAGUAACCGGCACUGACAGGGAACCGGUCCCUUCGCACCCCAACCGGCGAUUAUUGAAGUUUUCGGUAACCAGGCUCGCCUCCUCCCACGGAAGCAAGUGCACUCUUCUGCUCGCAGGUACCCAAGCUCUACUCACGUCUAUAAGCGGUACCCAAGCUCUACUCACGUCUAUAAGCGGUAAGGCAACUACUCAUGAAAACACUGCACGCAGAGUCAGUGGAAGAUUAAAGCAGUAG